Messenger RNA from Didymodactylos carnosus, 432 nucleotides. The record is from the annotation of a GenBank genome assembly. NCBI's taxonomy places the organism in Eukaryota, Metazoa, Rotifera, Eurotatoria, Philodinida, Philodinidae.
AUGCUUACAGCUACAUCGGAAGAGAGCAGUGAUACAUCAUCUAUUGCUCAAGCAUUGGGAGCAAAUCCAAAUUUUCAAAAACGAGCUCGUAAACUUGGUCAACAAUUUAUCAUUUUACACUAUUCACCAUUUAAAGCUGUUUGGGAUUGGAUAAUUAUCUUAUUGGUAUUAUAUACCGGAAUUAUUACACCUUACACAAUUUCAUUUUUAUCUGACGAAGAUCAAAAACGAAAUAAAUUAAAUGAAUAUGCAGCUACUAGACAAUUUAAUCGUGAACGAACAAGUGUUCAUGUUUUAGUUAUUGUUGAUGUACUCGUCGAUGUCAUGUUCAUAUUCGAUAUAUUGAUUAGUUUCAGGAAGUUUAAAGCUAUGAAAACUAUAUUAGCGGAAAGCGGAGAAGAUAACGAACAUUUUAGUAAAAAAGGCUUUUGA